UCCCAUGUGGUGUUGAAAAAUGGACGCGCACAUGAUUUCGUAUUUUACGAGGUUUUAAAAAUGUUUUCGUGUUGUGUCCUGAAACGUUGAACAAGAGAAACUGACUACUUUGUGAGAAAGUGUAGAGUGAAAAUGACAGACAUGCCUCCUUAUCUUGCCGUAAAAGAUGAGGAGAAGAACAGUGGACAAAGUGACAGUGAAUCUUCUUCGGACGUAGAUGACUGGGAUUUGCCCCUGAGUUUCGAUAAACCCAGGCAUCUUGAGGUGAUAAAAGGAGCCGAGCGCGUGGAGCACUCAUGGAGGGUGAAAGAAAAGUACAAGACACACUGUGUGGCACUGGUUCUGUGCCUGAAUGUGGGAGUAGAUCCCCCAGACAUCGUGAAGACGCAGCCAUGUGCCCGGCUCGAGUGUUGGAUAGACCCCAACUCACUUUCACCGAGCAAAGCGUUGGAGAGCAUCGGGCACUCGCUGCAGCUGCAGUACGAGCGCUGGCAGCCGCGCGCCCGCUACAAGCAGUCCCUCGACCCCACCAGUGACGAGGUGAAGAAGCUAUGCUGCUCGCUGCGGCGCAACGCCAAGGACGAGCGGGUGCUAUUCCACUACAACGGCCACGGCGUGCCCAAGCCCACCGUGCAGGGCGAGAUAUGGGUCUUCAACCGGGCCUACACGCAGUACAUCCCGCUGUCGAUGUACGACCUGCAGACGUGGAUGGGCGCGCCGUCGCUGUACGUGUACGACUGCGCCAACGCCGGCGUCAUCGUCGACAACUUCAAGCAGUUCGCUGACCAGCACGAGCGCGAGUAUGAGGCGGCGCUGAGUUCGCGCGGCGCAGGCGAGGGCCCGGCGCCGGCGCCGGUGUCGUACCGCAACUGCAUCCAGCUGGGCGCGUGCGCGGCGGGCCAGAGCCUGCCCAUGAACCCCGAGCUGCCCGCCGACCUGUUCACGGCGUGCCUCACCACGCCCGUCAAGAUGGCCAUGAAGUGGUUCGUGCUGCGCACGCGCACGCGCGUCACGCCGCACAUCGUCAACGAGCUCAUCGACAAGAUCCCCGGGCAGGUGACGGACCGGCGCACGAUGCUGGGCGAGCUGAACUGGAUCUUCACGGCCAUCACCGACACCAUCGCCUGGAGCUCGCUGCCCGCCGAGCUGUUCCAGCAGCUGUUCCGCGCCGACCUGCUCACCGCCAGCCUGUGCCGCAACUUCCUGCUCGCCGACCGCGUCAUGAGGUCGUACAACUGCACACCAGUGUCGAUGCCGGCGCUGCCGUCGCUGGCGCGGCACCCGCUGUGGGCGGCGUGGGAGCACACGCUGGACCUGGCGCUGGCGCAGCUGCCGGCGCUGCUGGACGAGCGCGCGCCCGCCGACUACCGCCACUCGCCCUUCUUCCGCGACCAGCUCACCGCCUUCCAGGUGUGGCUGGAGCUCGGCUCGCCGUCGCGCAGCCCGCCGUCGCAGCUGCCGAUGGUGCUGCAGGUGCUGCUGAGCACGCUGCACCGCGUGCGCGCGCUGCGCCUGCUGUGCCGCUUCCUGGCGCUGGGCGCGUGGGCGGCGCGCGCCGUGCUGGCCGUCGGCAUCUUCCCCUACAUGCUCAAGCUGCUGCAGGCCUCCGCGCACGACCUGCGCGCCUCCAUGGUCUACAUCUGGGCCAAGAUCGUCGCCGUGGACCCGAGCUGUCAGGUCGACCUGGUGAACGCGAAAGGCCACAAAUACUUCUUGUCCGUGCUCGCGGAUCCCACAGUCGACAGCGAGCACAGAACGCUAGCAGCAUACGUGCUCGCAGGGAUCGUGGACAAUUAUCCCGCAGGACAAGAGGCAGCUUUACAGGGAUCCAUGAUCUCAAUUUGCCUGGAGCAGCUGACGGACUCGUCGCCGGCGCUGCGGCAGUGGGCGUGCAUAGCGCUGGGCCGGCUGUGGCGCGCCUACGACGCGGCGCGCUGGGCCGGCGCGCGCGACCUCGCGCACGAGAAGCUGUACCCGCUGCUGCUCGACCACGCGCCCGAGGUGCGCGCGGCGUGCGCGUUCGCGCUGGGCUCGUUCGUGCUGUGGCACGGCGCGCGCACGGAGCACGGCAACGCGCUGGAGCAGCAGGUGGGCGUGCAGCUGGCCGCGCGCGCCGCCGCCGACGCCUCCGCGCUCGUGCGCAUGGAGAUAUUAGCCGCCUUGCAGUGGUUGGUUCUCUCGUUCGAGCAGUAUUUCAUAGCUGUAUAUCUCCAGGAACGUGACAGAAGAAAUUUCAACAAGGGCACCCGCCCGCGUCGGCCGGAGCGGACUAUGGACUUGGAUCGUGCCGUGGAUGCUCUGGCACUGGGCACGCGCUCGCCGCGCUCCUCCGUGCCUGCGUGCGUGCUGCCCUCCAUCGGCUUCGGGUCGGUGUACAUGAAGCUGUGGAGCACGCUGUGCGCCAUGUCGCGCGAGCCGCACCCGCAGGUGGCGCAGAUGGCCGCCGACAUCAUCGCCUACAUCGCCAACCAGGCGGACACGGUGGGGCGCGAGGUGGAGUCCCCGCUGCGUAGCAGCAGCGGCGCGGGCAGCAGCGCGUCCCUGCCGCCGUCGCCCAACACGCGGCCUUCGCCUCUUGCACAUGCCAGCGAUGUGCGCACGCUGCCGCACCCAGGAUCCCGGCGCGCCAAGACCGGCCUCCCACAUACCAUAUCCGAAGAUUCGGUCGCUCAGCGAGACCGCGAGUCCACUCGCGAUCGCGAUUCUACCUCGUCUAAUUCUAGUCAACCGGCCAAGAAGGCGAUAGUGCAGACUGCGUUCGUGGAGUGGGCGGCGGCCACGUUCGGGCAGAGCGACGCGGCCGCCUGCCUGCGCGACCCCGAGGCGCGCGCGCACCACGAGCGCGUGUGGCGGUGCGCGCGCAACCGCAGCCUGCGCCACGAGGCACGAGGUAACGCGGCGAGCGACGCGGCCGCCUGCCUGCGCGACCCCGAGGCGCGCGCGCACCACGAGCGCGUGUGGCGGUGCGCGCGCAACCGCAGCCUGCGCCACGAGGCACGAGCGCUGCGCGGCGCGCGCUGCGGCCGGCUGGAGACUCAGGCGUUCCACUCGCGCUGCGCGCUGCCGCCCGCCUGCGUGCUGUUCCACCCCUACGAGCAGCACGCCGCCGUCGCCUCCAAGGACAACUUCGGCAUCUGGGACUGGGGCACGGCGGCCAAGCUGUGCGUGGGCGCGUGGGCGCGCGCGUGGGGCCGCAUCAGCGCGCUGGCCUACCUCAACGCGCACGACCACGCGCUGCUGGCCGUCGCCUCGCACAAGGGCAACCUCGCCGUCUACAGGCCGUCGAGCAGCACGACGGAGCCGACGCUGGUGGCGGCGUGGCGCGCGCUGGACGUGCGGCCGCAGCCCGACUACCGCCCGCCGCCCGCGCAGCCGCUCAUCAGUCUGGCGCAGCUGGUGUCGGAGCAGUUCAUCUCGGCCGACGAGCGGCACGGCGCGCGCCAGCGGCACGCCGGCGCCGACAGUGAUGCGAGCGCGGGCUACAGCGCCACGCCGCCGCCCACGCUGCUGCGCUGGUGCGGGCGGCGCCGCUCGCUGGCGCUGGCCGGGCCCGCGCCCGCCGUGCGCCUGUGGGACGCGCACGUCGAGCUGCUGCAGGCGCACAUCGACACGCAGUGUGAAGCGGGCGUGACGUCACUCUGGCGCGGCAGCGACGGCAGCGGCGGCGGGUCCGGGGGAGCGGCGCACGAGCUGGUGUGCGGCUUCGCGGACGGCAGCGUGCGCGCCUGGGACGAGCGCGCGCCCGCCGCGCCCGCCUACAGCCUGCAGCACCACGCCGCGCCCGUGCUGGCCGCCGCCGCCAGGCACGACCGCCACGCGCUCGUCACCGUCUGCACCUCAGGCUUCGUGCGCGUGUACGACGCGCGCAAGCUGGCGGCGUGCGUGUGCUCGGCGCGCGCGCCCGGCCCGCUGGCCGCCGCCGACGUGCACCCGCUCGCCGACGUCAUGGCCUGCGGGUCGGUGAACCAGUGCAUCAGCAUCUUCGACCUGAAGGGCGGGCUGCUGAACAGCAUCAAGCACCACGAGGGCUUCAUGGGCGCGCGCAUCGGGCCCGUCGCCUGCCUCGCCUUCCACCCGCUCCGGGUGGCGCUGGGCGUGGGCUCCAAGGACUCGUCCGUGUGCGUGUAUGUAGCGGAGGCGCGCCGGUGACCCUCGCUCUACAGCCUCGCGCUGCCGCUGCCCUUCCACCAGUGAGCGCUGCAGCCCAGCUCCGCGCGGGCGGCAGCGGGCGCGAGGCCCCGCCCCUGAACGUGCUCGUGGCUCCCCGCGCCCGCAGCCCCCGCACUC
This is a messenger RNA of Ostrinia nubilalis (European corn borer), 4287 nucleotides long. It is a transcript of the gene raptor, whose product is annotated as regulatory-associated protein of mTOR. Gene Ontology annotation, molecular function: protein binding; protein-macromolecule adaptor activity. Gene Ontology annotation, biological process: cellular response to starvation; positive regulation of cell growth; positive regulation of protein serine/threonine kinase activity. The transcript is spliced from 29 exons. Gene Ontology annotation, cellular component: TORC1 complex; cytoplasm. The record is from RefSeq and is a predicted model, not a curated record. Lineage: Eukaryota; Metazoa; Arthropoda; Insecta; Lepidoptera; Crambidae. Bases 133 to 4149 code for a protein of 1338 amino acids.